This is a messenger RNA of Caenorhabditis auriculariae, 3415 nucleotides long. The record is from the annotation of a GenBank genome assembly. NCBI's taxonomy places the organism in Eukaryota, Metazoa, Nematoda, Chromadorea, Rhabditida, Rhabditidae.
AUGAAUCAUUUUUCAGUUUUUCUGCCAAUUCGCUCAACAUUUUGUUUUCAAAACGCUCUUCAAAAGUGCAAGGUUUGAUGAUUUGAAAACAUAGCUGAGAUGUACUUUGGAACAGAUUAAUUAAUGAUUCAAAUAACCUUUUACGUUGUUUGAUUUCAUUCGAGCUGUGGCGUUUCAAAGUUUACUUUGUAAUUAUUAGGAAAAAGGUAUUUUUGAAGUCUUUGAGGCGUCAUAGUUUGAAAGGGCAAUAUGAGUUCAAACCUUUUUUUCAAAUUUUUAAUAAUGUACGUUAAAAGUAUGAAUCAGCUAAGAUUUAGUCAGUUUGUUAAAUAUUGUUAUUUGCACUGCUUUGUUGAUGAAAAAAACAUUGGGAAAAACUGUUUUUUUUAGGUUUUUUUAUUUUGUAAAUAUCAUGUUUCUAGUGUAAAAAAAGUUUAGAAACCUCGCAAAAAAACGGGGAUUUCACUUGGAAACCUAAAAACAUUAAUUUAUGAAGGUCUAGUUUUUGUUUUCUAAUGGUACUUUGUACCAGAAAAAUCACCAAAAUUUUGGAAAGUUCAGUUUUUUCCGUAAUUCAGCUUGGAAAGUACCGGAAUACUCUAUUGUGCAAAGUUUUUUUUAUAUAGAAAAAGCAGUAAAAAAGCUGCAAAUAUUGUUUUAGAGCAUCUUUUUUUUGCGUUUUCAAACUUGCUCCGCUUCUCCCCGAUGAAUAAGCCAGAGAAAUUUCGUUCAGAUGACGUCGGCGGAGGAAAUAAAUGUGGAAACUCGAGCCACAUUCGAUUCCAACAACGAAAACAACCCCCGAGGUGCUACACCUGCCGAGGCGGGCCAGAGAGCAGAGGAGUGGGUUUUUUUUUCGCCCUCCUGCAUAACUUAUGUUAAUUCGCUCACGAUUUUUGUCUUUCUUUUUUCUCCCUUCAACACAUCGAUCGAAAUCAACAACUUGUCUUAUUCUCUGAUGGUGUAGGCGCUUUGAUAUCCCGUUUCGAAAUUGACUUUUUCCCCGGGUUUUAGGACGAAAGGCGCUCAUUUGUACAACGUCCUCGGGAUCGAGAAGAAUGCGACGGACGAGGAGAUUAAGCGCGCCUACAGGAAGCUCGCCCUGCGCUAUCAUCCCGAUAAGAACCUUGAGGGAGACCCCGAGAAAACGGAAAAAGUCGGCGAUUUCCACCACAUCAUGAUUGGACUUUUGAUUUUCAGUUCAAGGAAGUCAACUAUGCAAAUGCGGUCCUGUCAAAUCCCAACAAAAGGAAGGUUCGUGUCGCUUUUUUUAGACUUUUGCGGUUAGGUAGCGUUCUGUAGUAACAUCCUUUACCUUGUGAAAUUGGCCUAGAAAAAUAUCAUUUUAUAAAAUUUAUACAUUUGCUUGAAAAAAUGCUCAAAUAAUGGGAAAAAUCCCAAUGGCAACUUAAGAGGUCCUUCAAAGACUACUAGGAAAGGACUCUAAAGUUACCACUAGAACCACCUCUACAGUGGCUAACGUUUUACGUAUUAGUGGUCACUAUAGUAGUAUUAGUGGUCUAGUAGUACCACUUAGACUUCUAAAGUGGUCACUAAUUAUUAAUGACUGAAGUGGCCACUAAAUUGACUACUAUAGUGUCCACUGAAACGACCUCUACAGAAGCCGCUGUUUAGCGUCUUAGUGGCCACUAUAGUAGUUUUUAAAGGCCUUGUAGUUACGCUUGGACUUCUUAAGAGGCCACUAGAAUUUAGCCACUUUAUUGGCCAUUAAUUAAAAGACUAGGGGCCACUAAAACGUAAAAACCCUAUAGGGGCCACUAAAACGUAAAAACCCUUUAGUGGUCACUGAAACGUCAAAACUUAUUUCGAAUAGCUCAGCUUUUUUUGAACGGCUUUUCAAGGCCUCUCUCGGCUCGAAAAACAUCGGUUUAAGUUUUCGAAAAAGUUGAAAAUUUCUCCCGGAAAAAAACUUACUGUACACCUUUUUUCAUUGUCAGAUUCAAAAUUUAUUUUUUUUUUCAAAAAAAUGCGGAGUUUUGAGCAUUUUAAACUUUGAAAAGGCGUCACAGUACGUGCGACUUUUUUACGGCAGUUUCAUGUUUUUAACUUCUAAAAGAAAGAUUUCCAGGUUUAUGACGAGUUAGGUGAAACCGGACUGAAGCUCAUGGAACAAUUUGGCGAAGACGAGAAGAUCUUGCAAUGGAUGUUGAAGCCUUGGUUCAAAGUGAAUAGAUUUUCCAAAAUCCUCGCUCAAAAUCUCACGAUUUUCAGUGGGUUUUCAUGGGAAUCGGCCUCCUGACGUGCGGGUUUUUUUGUUGUUGCUGUGGUUGCAUAUGCUGCUGUCAGUUCUGUUGCAACUUUUGCUGCGGAAAGUACAAGCCGGCUGCGCAGGAGGAUGUAGGCUGAAUAAUCGAUAAAGUGUACCGGAGAAGUUCAGAUGUUCGACGUCCCAGAGGAUUUGGCACAAGAUGACGUUCCAACCAUCACCACGCAGCCAAAUGGAAUCGUGAUCGAGGUUUAAAAAAAGCUCCAAAAUCUUGAAAUUAGUCGUUUUCUUGUGUUAAAAAUUUAGUUCUUAAAAUAAAAGUGAUCAAAACUGGCGGAAAAUGAAGGUUGAGCCCAUUUUUCAAUGUUUUUUUCGAAAGAGAAAUUUUUUUAAAAUUUUUAUUCGCUUUGAAAAAAUUCGUAAUAAGGACUAAAGAGGUGGUUUUAGUGGCCACUUUAGUGUCCUCUCCAAUAAUUCUUUCGAGGACCUCUAUAGUGACCACUGGAGUUUUCCCAGCUAUAAGUGUAAUUUUAAAAACGCCAGAGUGGUCCCUAUAGGCUUCAGGAGAACAGCCCCGAAAGAAGCAAAAAGCACUCCCUCUAGGGGUAAAAUUUAGGUGAUUCUAUAGAUUUUCAGAGUCUGAGCCUAAAGCCCUCGAGCUUAAGUGGUCCCUAUAGGGUCUUUCAGCUUUUUUUUUUCAGAUUUUUAAAACAAGAAUGUAAUAAAAUUCGAUCGAUUAGAGCACAUUUGAUAUUUUUUUUCACUUUAAAAAGAGCCAAUUUCUUGUGUUUUUCAUGGAAAUAUUCUGCACAUAGAGCUUAUAACAAUACGCCUCUCUAGGGGCCACUUUUGCGAGCUUUAGCGGCCCUUUUAGGGGAGGUAAAAUGGUCCCUAGAGAGGAGACCUUCAACUUCCAUUUUAGUUAUCACUCUGGCGUUCUCAAGAUACUUUUUAAUGACAUAAAAUUGAGAUAUUUCAAUUCGAAACAAUUUUUAGAAAAUUUAAUAAUUUCCAGCCCACUUCAACGUCUUCACCAACACGUCAAUAUAAGGGGCCGAAUGGCGAAGAGCCUUCAAGAGUGAGAAAAAUCAAAAAUUUUACUGAAAAAGUUGAAUUUUUCAGCCAGCCGUGAUAGCAAUGCCUCCUCCUUCAUCACAAGGAUACGGUUCCGUUGAAUCAAGUCAUUAA